AUGAUUUUUGAACCAGCAGAGAGGGUUCUGCUUCCAACAAGCGACCUAUUGUCCUAUAUCUUUGACGAGCCACCAUAUGACCAAGACCAGCCAAUCUAUGUCGACGUCAACAAUCCUACUCGGUCGAUCUCCUGUAACCAGGCGCGAAAACUCAUUCGUCGGCUCAUCGCCGGCCUACGGGCAUCUGGACUCCAAAAAGGCGACUGUGUUCUCAUUCAUUCUUUCAAUGAUAUAAAUUAUAGCAUUCUUGUCUUGGCCAUUAUCGGAGCUGGAGGAUGUUUCACAGGCUCUAACCCAUCUUACACUCCACAUGAGCUCGCUCACCAUAUCAAGGCCUCCGAAAGCAAAUUCCUUUUCUCCGAGCCCGAGAUCUUGGAUUCUCUCAUGCGUGCGGCUGGGGAGGCAAAUUUACCCAACCAAAAUAUUUGGAUUUUUGACAAUUUGGGACAAUCUAUUCCAGAUGGGAUGCGAUCAUGGAAACAGCUAUUAGAAUUCGGCGAGGAGGAUUGGGUGCGAUUCAACGAUCUAGAAACCUGCCAACAGACUACCGCGGCGAGGCUGUUUAGCAGUGGCACGACUGGUCUGCCCAAGGCCGUGACAAUCACGCACCACAAUCUCAUUGGACAGCAUGAGCUUGUCCAUGGCGUAAAUCCACGCUCUUACCCUAUUUCGCGGGUCAUUGCGGUACCCAUCUUUCAUGCAUCUGCAGCUCCAGUGGCGCAUAUUUCAACUCUGAAAGCUGGCUCAGUCGCAUAUAUGAUGCGUCGGUUCGACCUUGAGACAUACCUCACUACGGUCGAAAAGUACAACGUCACCGAUCUUGCUCUGGUUCCACCGAUCGUAAUAGCAAUCCUCAUGUCCCCUCUUUCUCAAAAGAAACCUUAUCUGCGCGGAGCCCGAAACGCAGGCUGUGGAGCGGCUCCUUUGGAUAAGAACGUCCAAGCCAGGUUCCGCUCACUGAUGGGUGACGGCGCCCCAUUUACUCAGGUAUGGGGCAUGACUGAAACAUCGUGUAUAGCUACCAUGUUUCCCCACACUGAGCACGAUGAUACAGGAUCUGUUGGCCGACUUAUCCCAAACCUUGAAGCCAAACUCAUCGACGAAGAAGGAAAGAAUAUCUCGGCAUUUGACGUCCGUGGCGAGUUGUGUGUCCGAGGUCCAACAGUGACACCCGGGUACUUCAACAAUCCCGAGGCUAAUGCCGAGGCCUUUGACUCUGAGGGUUGGUUCAAAACGGGAGAUAUAGCCUAUUGUGACCAGCGCACUCGCAAAUGGUAUAUUGUGGAUCGCAGGAAGGAACUGAUCAAAGUCCGCGGCUUCCAGGUGGCCCCACCGGAGCUCGAGGCGGUGCUCUUCUCGCAUCCGCAGAUUGUGGACGCGGCCGUCAUCGGAAUCACCUUCCCUGGUGCUGAUACCGAGUAUCCGCGCGCCUAUGUGGUUCGACGACCCGGUGAUUUAGGGUCCAAGCUAACAGAAGCUGAGAUUCAGGAAUAUGUCUUGAGCCGCCUUGCGAAAUACAAAGCGCUCACAGGUGGCGUGAAAUUUGUCGGCGCCGUUGCACGGAACCCAAGUGGGAAGAUCUUGAAGAGAAUAUUGCGCGAAGAUGCUAAGAAAGAAAUCGAGGCUGGGCUUUUGAAGGCUAAGCUUUAA
Penicillium samsonianum is the source of this 1650-nucleotide messenger RNA. RefSeq names its product acyl--CoA ligase. Gene Ontology annotation, biological process: secondary metabolic process. The transcript is spliced from 5 exons. The coding region runs from base 1 to 1650 and encodes 549 amino acids. NCBI's taxonomy places the organism in Eukaryota, Fungi, Ascomycota, Eurotiomycetes, Eurotiales, Aspergillaceae. Gene Ontology annotation, molecular function: CoA-ligase activity. The record is from RefSeq and is a predicted model, not a curated record.